Lizanozyma spartinae is the source of this 993-nucleotide messenger RNA. RefSeq lists its product as uncharacterized. NCBI's taxonomy places the organism in Eukaryota, Fungi, Ascomycota, Pichiomycetes, Serinales, Debaryomycetaceae. The transcript has a single exon. The record is from RefSeq and is a predicted model, not a curated record. Gene Ontology annotation, biological process: rRNA processing; box C/D snoRNP assembly. Gene Ontology annotation, cellular component: cytoplasm; R2TP complex; ribonucleoprotein complex. Bases 1 to 993 code for a protein of 330 amino acids.
AUGCUUCGUCAGGCAUCAGGACCGGAAACUACCUUAGACCCGAAGCCCGGGUUUGUAGUGAAGACAAAGGUGUUAGGGUCGAGGACUCUCACUUCAGGGACCAAGGCAUUCAUAAACGUAUGUCAUGAUCCUCAAGUUCCACUUCCUUCGGUUGAGUUUGAUCCUGCUGUGGUGUUCCCACUAAUUAUGGAGAAUCAAUGGGAGAUUCCUCUUGUUGUUUCUGCCGAAAAACAAUCAGUAGAUAAGAAGGGAGUCCCAGCAGUUGUCUACGAUUGUUGCAUGAACCUGCAAAGCUUCCAAUGGGCUCAAGUGAAUAAGGAUUUACGGCUUAUUCUUAUUGAAUGGUGCAUUGAAGCGGUGGAGCUUCUUUACGACAUGGAAUUGGAGAGAGCGUACACGACACCCAAGAUGUUGAACAAGGGAGAAUUGUCAAAGACCAUUAUAGCCAGUGAAGACAUGGACAGUGGUGAUCUUAAGUCUCAGCUUGAAGAGCUUCAACGCAAUGAGACUUUGGGAUUAAUAGAAGAGAUUAAGUUUAAUUCCGAUGAUGCAGAUUGUGAUUUACCUCUUCCAGAUUUAAGAAAUAUCAACAAUGAUCCUCAGAAGCGACCUUUAAUAGAAGAAAUAUCUACACCACGGACUAUGAAAAAGGAAGAACAUAAAGCUACAAAGCCAAUUGCCACUGCUACGUCUGUACGUCAAAAGUACGAUUUUUCAGUUACUUUUCUGAAAAUAGAAAGUCCAUCUUCCGGAGAAACCCUUGAAGUGGCCGUUUUAUGUCCUCAGCUUACUUCAGAUGCAGUAUUGGUCUCAUAUAAUCCUGCUAGCCGUUCAAUUGUUAUUCACAAUCGUUCAGGAGACUUUUACUUUGUUAAUACAGAAGACAAACUGAAAGAUAUACUUGAAAUACCCUUACCUCCAAUUUCCCGUACACCCACAAAUAUCCGAAGCGUAUUUGAAGGUCAUCCUUCAAGACUUCGAAUAUUCCUUUGA